AAUUAUGGAUGAAAUCAUUAGAGUGGAUAUUGUCUGUCGUCGUGCUGGGGCCCCAAGCAAUAAAAGUGCUGGAUUACGAAAAACAAAGAGUAUUGCUUCAGCUUACACACAAUCACUAAUAGAUAAUAUUAUAGCGUUGUUCGAUCCUGGUUAUCACAAAUUAAGUCAUAGUAAGAAUGACCAAGUGCAAAUGCUUUACAAUAAUGGAGUUCCAGUGCCAACAAUUAUUCAAAUGUUAAGUGAAGAAUAUGGCAGGUAUAUUCACAACAAGGAUGUAUAUAAUACUUUAAAUCGCCAUUCUCGUGAUCGUAUUAAAGGCUUGUCACAAGUAGCAGAACUCUUGAAUAAUUUACAUAACAAAAAAGAACAUAUAAUUACCUAUUCCAUUAAUAAUAACAGGCUUCACUGCUUAUUUUUCACCACUCAUCCUGCACUUUUAAUGUUUAAUGGUGUUGAUGUAAUGGGUAUUACAUAUCUUAUUGCAAGCGUACUUCUUGCUAAUGAAACUACGCUGACUUUUCAUUGGGCACUUCAACAACUAAAACAAGUAGCUGGUGAUGAAGUUAUUAAUAAAAUAAGAACUGUUGUAACUGAUAGAGACUUGGCUAUACUUCCUGUGAUUAGUAAUGAAUUGCCUCAUAAUCAUUUAUUGGAGGAAUAUCCUGAAGCCAACAAAUAUAUGAAACAAUGGAAAUCUAUUUCUCAUAUGUGGGCUCAUUGCUAUACCAAUAAAAAUGUUAACUACGGUAUUAGAACAACUCAACGUUCAGAAGAUAGUAAUGCGUAUUUAAAGCGUUUACUUGGCCAUACAGUACCCUUGCCUGAAUUAGUUAAUAUGUUAGAGAAAUUGUCUCGUCAUCAACUUGAACAAUCCCAAUAUCAGCAGUAUCGUUUACGUGGAAGUACCCGCCAGCACUGCCCGAAGUUAUUAAAAAAUGUUUCAAUGGUCAUAGCAGAUUUUACUUAUUCGUUAUUGAUUGAUCAAUACAAUAAGGUUGCAUCUUAUAGUGUUCAAAAACAAAAUGCUAACUUGUUUAAAGUUUUUAAUGAAUACCAUAACAAUUCCAAUUCCUUGCUUGAUGUGCCAGUAUUGUCUUCUUCAAAUUAUCAAGCUUACGAAAAUCCAAUUACUCAACAAUUAACGCAUAAAAGUACUGCUGACUUGCUUAAGGAAGUUGAAGCAAUUGCUAACAGAGUUGGCCAUGUUAAAAUCAACAAUACUCUUGCUCUUUUUGUGAAUAUAUUAAAUAAACAAUAUCCUUUAAAACAAGCUGAUAUUGGAGAUUCUAUAAAUAUCAAGGCAAAAGGAAGACCAAGCAAUACCAAGCAUAAUAAAAUGG
This is a messenger RNA of Racocetra fulgida, 1340 nucleotides long. The record is from the annotation of a GenBank genome assembly. NCBI's taxonomy places the organism in Eukaryota, Fungi, Glomeromycota, Glomeromycetes, Diversisporales, Gigasporaceae.